AAUUACUCAGCUCACUUUAAAGUGUAGAAGAAAUGGAGCAGGAAGGAACAGUCGAGCCUGACAGCUGCUGGAAAGGUACCUCACAAAGGAAAUUAGAGCAAGCAGAGAAGGAGAUGAUUGAGCUAUCAGGGCUCGGAGAAGAGGAAAUUAGGGUUUAUAAGGUCCAGGUUGAGUGAGAUCAGAGUUUUAGAGAGGAGAAUAAAGGGAAUGGUAUGCAUAACCAACUGGAAGAGGAUAGUGAGAUGGGAAUGGUCAAUCCGAUGAUUAUUAAUAAGAAUAUUGACCCAUACACAGGGAAGAAAAUUAAACCUAGGAAGAAAAGACACAGGAAGACAUGCUGAUGCCUUCCUUGCUGCUGCUCUACUAGGGUUGUGCCUAUUACUAAGGAGUAUAUCAUGACUUAUGAGUUUGGUAAUAAGAGUAAACCAGAAAUUGUUCUAAUCCAUGGCUUUGGAGGCUCAGCUUUGAUCUUUUUCAAGCUAUUCAAAAGAUUAUCAGAAAAUUACCACGUUUAUGCUAUAGAUCUUCUAGGAAUGGGGAGAUCUUCCAGGCCAAAGUUUCUAGCCAGAACUAAAACAGAGGCUGAAGAUUACUACAUCUGUUCCAUUGAGAUGUGGAGAGAAUCUUUAGGUCUUGACAACAUGAAUAUAGUUGCACACUCCUUCGGAGCAUACAUAACUUCGAGGUAUGCCUUGAAAUAUCCUGACAAGGUUAAAAAGAUAGUCUUCUGGUCUCCUCAUGGAUGUGAGCCCAAGCCAGAAGAUUAUGAGCAAAAGCUGAAAGAAAGACUAAGAGGAGGCUGCUGUCGUAAAUGAAUGUUGAAAACAAUGCUAUUUAUUUUCAAGCAUGAAAUAAAACCUUCAAGAAUUAUAUUCUGUUGAGGCAGAUGAAUCGGUAGCUGCUGGAUUAAAAAUUAUGUCAAAAGAAGGUUUGUUAAUAUGACAGACACUGAAAAAGAGGUUGCUGGAAGGUACCUGUAUCAGCUUUUGAUGAGAGAACAAUCUGGAGAAAAAGCUAUAUUCAAACUUAUGAAAAUGCCUAUUCUAGCUUAUACUCCGAUUUAUGACGAACUUGAUAAGCUCAAUAGCCAUAAAAUCGAAAUAUCAUUUGUCUAUGGAGAUCGGGAUUGGAUUGAUACCCAGAUGGGAGGCACUAAUGUCUCCCAACUCCUUAAAAGAAGGGGGGAAAAGGUAUCAAUUAUUCAUGACAGUGACCACCAUCUGUAUCUCGAUAAUCCAGAAGACUUAUUAGACAGCUUAGAUGAGGAAAUGCAGAAACAAUCCUAAUUU
Messenger RNA from Moneuplotes crassus, 1289 nucleotides. The record is from the annotation of a GenBank genome assembly. Lineage: Eukaryota; Ciliophora; Spirotrichea; Euplotida; Euplotidae.